Cinclus cinclus is the source of this 496-nucleotide messenger RNA. RefSeq names its product FXYD domain containing ion transport regulator 6 (gene FXYD6). The transcript is spliced from 7 exons. The record is from RefSeq and is a predicted model, not a curated record. The coding region runs from base 1 to 291 and encodes 96 amino acids. Lineage: Eukaryota; Metazoa; Chordata; Aves; Passeriformes; Cinclidae. Gene Ontology annotation, molecular function: sodium channel regulator activity. Gene Ontology annotation, biological process: regulation of sodium ion transmembrane transporter activity. Gene Ontology annotation, cellular component: membrane.
AUGGAGGCAGUGCUCAUCUUCCUGUGCUCCCUGCUGGUACCAGCAGCCGUGGCAGAUGUGGCCACCCAGGACAAGGAGGAGGAGGAUCCCUUUAACUAUGAUUACCAGAGCCUGAGGAUCGGGGGGCUGGUGUUCGCCGUGGUCCUGUUCACCGUGGGCAUUCUCCUCAUCCUCAGCAGGAGGUGCAGGUGCAGUUUCAAGCAGAAGCCCAGGGCUCCAGGGGACGAGGAGGCUCAGGCAGAGAACCUGAUCACCUCGAAUGCAACGGCAGCACAGAAAGCAGAGAACUGAGCAGGAGCCAAUGCUACCCAGAGACCCGAGGACAGACGCUCGGAGCACAGAUGCCCGCAGCCUGCGAGGAAACUGAACCCCCAGCAGCAGGUCCCUCUCAGGAGACGCGGAGCUGCCAUGUCUGUGUCCCCUCUGUGCUCCAGCACUGGUUCUCUGUCUCCUAACCCGACUAAACUCUGCUCACUCUGCCUCCCGUGGUGUGUAA